Molecule: messenger RNA, 1414 nt
Organism: Phaethon lepturus (White-tailed tropicbird)
Lineage: Eukaryota; Metazoa; Chordata; Aves; Phaethontiformes; Phaethontidae
Product: betaine--homocysteine S-methyltransferase 1
Exons: 8
Coding region: 1-1224 (407 amino acids)
Molecular function (GO): betaine-homocysteine S-methyltransferase activity; zinc ion binding
Source: RefSeq, a predicted model, not a curated record
AUGGAGUUCAAGGCAGAAGCAAGGUUAAUCAUAGAGUGCUAUAAGGGUAUUCUAGAGCGUUUAGACGCUGGAGAAAUUGUGAUUGGAGAUGGAGGAUUUGUCUUUGCUCUUGAAAAAAGGGGAUAUGUAAAAGCUGGGCCUUGGACUCCUGAAGCAACGGUAGAACACCCAGAAGCAGUUCGUCAGCUUCACCGGGAAUUCCUUAGAGCUGGAUCCAAUGUUCUGCAGACAUUCACCUUCUAUGCCAGUGAAGACAAACUAGAGAACAGGGGCAAUUAUGUAGCUGAGAAAAUAAGUUGCCAGAAAGUGAAUGAAGCUGCUUGUGACAUUGCAAGAGAAGUGGCUAAUGAAGGUGACGCUUUAGUGGCUGGAGGAGUCAGUCAAACACCAUCAUACUUAAGCUGCAAGGAUAAAACAGAGGUUAAAGCAGCCUUUCGAAAGCAACUAGAUGUCUUUAUGAAGAAGAAUGUGGACUUCCUAAUUGCAGAGUAUUUUGAACAUGUUGAAGAGGCUGUCUGGGCAGUUGAAGUUCUAAAAGAAUCUGGAAAGCCAGUUGCAGCUACAAUGUGCAUUGGUCCAGAAGGAGACAUGCAUGGUGUGCCCCCUGGACAAUGUGCUGUCCAACUGGUAAAGGCUGGUGCUUCUAUUGUUGGAGUCAACUGCCAUUUUGAUCCAGAUACAUCCCUGGAAACUGUGAGACUGAUGAAAGAAGGCUUACAGGCUGCUAAACUGAAAGCCCACCUGAUGUCCCAACCACUUGCCUUCCAUACACCUGAUUGUGGAAAGCAGGGUUUUAUUGAUCUUCCAGAGUUUCCCUUUGGUCUGGAGCCAAGAAUUGUGACCAGAUGGGAUAUUCAAAAAUAUGCAAGAAAGGCCUAUGACUUAGGAAUUCGUUUCAUUGGAGGUUGCUGUGGAUUUGAGCCAUAUCAUAUCCGAGCAAUAGCUGAGGAACUGGGUCCUGAAAGAGGAUUUUUGCCAGAAGCUGCUGAGAAACAUGGUAGCUGGGGCGAUGGCCUCAGCAUGCAUACCAAACCCUGGGUCAGAGCAAGGGCAAGAAAAGAAUACUGGGAGAAUCUGAAGCCUGCUUCAGGCAGGCCAUAUUGUCCUUCAAUGUCAAAGCCAGAUGGCUGGGGAGUGACCAAAGGAGCCAAGGAGCUGAUGCAACAAAAAGAAGCAACAAGUGAACAACAGCUGAAGGAGCUCUUCCAGAAACAGAAGUUCUAAUCCAUGGCAGUUGUGUAAAUGUUAGAAUGGUUUAUCUACAGACCACCUCAUGCUUCACAAGAAAAUCUGCGAAGAUGAAUACCCUGUUGAUUUAUAAAUUAACAUGUAAUGAAAGAGACAAAAUGCAUAAAGAAUGUGAUUAGAGAUGAAAUAUGUCAAACUUUGAUAAUAAAAUCUUUCUCUGGGCAAA